Molecule: messenger RNA, 1284 nt
Organism: Penicilliopsis zonata CBS 506.65
Lineage: Eukaryota; Fungi; Ascomycota; Eurotiomycetes; Eurotiales; Aspergillaceae
Exons: 4
Coding region: 37-1212 (391 amino acids)
Biological process (GO): proteolysis
Molecular function (GO): aspartic-type endopeptidase activity
Source: RefSeq, a predicted model, not a curated record
CUUUAUACUAUCUUGUAUACUGUCAUCAUCACAUCAAUGUUCAUCAUGCUGGCUCUGCUGGCUCUCUCCUCUCUUGCCUCUUCUCUCCCCACCCAACCCCCGUCUCUCUCCUUCAGCGUCAGCCAGGCAUCUCGACCAUCCCAACCCAUUAAUCUCGCAGCCCAGUACGCCAACACCCUCUCCAGAUACGGGGGGGAGGUCUCGGCGCAGCUCAAGGCCGCCGCGCUGAAUGGAACGGCCGUGACGAGCCCCGAGGCAAACGACCUCGAGUACUUGACGCCGGUGACGAUUGGGAAUGUGACUUUUCACCUUGACUUUGACACGGGAUCUGCAGAUCUAUGGGUCUAUUCAGAUGAACUCCCCACCGACGAACAGACCGGCCACGCAGUCUACGCCACCACCGACUCGAAGCUACUCCCUGGAUCGAGCUGGGAGAUCUUAUACGGCGACGGCAGCUCCGCCGGCGGGGAUGUCUUCGCCGACACCGUCGUGGUGGGCGGGUUGACCGCCACGAUGCAAGCUGUUGAAGCCGCGGCGACGUUGAGCGCCGAGUUUGAGAGAGAUGCGCAUUCCGAUGGACUUUUAGGCCUUGCUUUUAGCACUCUCAAUAUGGUGAAGCCCCAGAAACAAUCCACCUUCUUCGACAACGUGAAAAGCCAGCUCGAUCUGCCCGUUAUAGCGACCUCGCUAAAACACGGCGCACCGGGAACGUACGAUUUCGGAUUCAUCGAUGAGAACAAAUAUACAGGGCCGUUGACGUACGUGGAUGUCGAUUCCUCACGGGGAUACUGGACCUUCACGGCGGAUGCGUACGCAUUCGGGGAUGACCAGAUCUCUACCUCUCUUACUGGAAUUGCAGACACCGGGACAACCCUGAUACUGCUCCCCUCCGAUACCGUGAGCAGGUACUACGCAAACGUGUCGGGAGCACAGGAUUCACCCCUCCACGGCGGCUACGUCUUCCCAUGCGACUCGAAACUUACCCCCUUCACCCUCGUUGUCGCGGGCAACCACUCCGUCACCGUGCCGGGGGAGUUGAUCAACUAUGCCCCCGUGGGGAGUGUGAGUAAUCUGUGUUUUGGCGGGAUCCAGGCCGCCUCGGGACUCGUCGAUAUCAACAUCUUCGGCGACGUCUUUCUCAAGUCGCAGUAUGUGGUUUUUGAUGCAGGGAGCCAGGGAGGUCCGCGGCUAGGGUUUGCAAAUCAAAAGUAGACUCCUCUGUCACCUUCACUAGUAUACUCUGUAUAGUGUAGUGUAGUGUACUCUGUAUGAUCUAUAUCUCCU